Messenger RNA from Corticium candelabrum, 601 nucleotides. RefSeq lists its product as uncharacterized. Lineage: Eukaryota; Metazoa; Porifera; Homoscleromorpha; Homosclerophorida; Plakinidae. The transcript has 6 exons. The coding region runs from base 1 to 465 and encodes 154 amino acids. The record is from RefSeq and is a predicted model, not a curated record.
AUGUAUCAUGAAUGGGUUGAGGCGAUCGAAUGGCUACGAAAGGAGACGAUUGUUACUUCUAUUAUAAUACUGAAUCCGUUGAAGAGUGAGUUGUUAUGUUGCUUUGAGAUUCAACCGAGUGGCCGCCUCAAGCCCAACUGUCCUUUCAAGCAUUUCAAGCCGAGAAAUGUGAGCACACUGGGAACGAGCUCAAUGCCGGUGAUGUCAACGACACAGCCAGUUGUUGCUGUCAGACCGUCUGUUCGUGCUUCCACCAACUUGGUUCAAGCACAGGACAAGGAGACACCAAAUUUCCUUGGAGUUGUAAAGGAAGGGAUGACGUCUCUAUCAGCCCAGUCAGACAACAAAGGAACAUCAAAUUUGACUGUUAGUGGGCAGAUAGUCACACCAAGAAAACCAAUAGGACAUGUGAAGAAGAUUGCAUAUAUUUGGAAGGUUGGAUCAAUGAAUGGCAUGUCAAAGUAGUGUCCAGCAAAAUCAUGCCACCAUUCAAGCUGCUAGUGCAACAGCUGCGACAUUUGUUUAUCAGUUUACGAUGCUGUAUAAUUCAAUUCUAACCAGUUAGUCAUUACCGGUUGGAUAUAAUAAUAUAAAUACACAC